Protopterus annectens (West African lungfish) is the source of this 1776-nucleotide messenger RNA. It is a transcript of the gene SIAH3, whose product is annotated as siah E3 ubiquitin protein ligase family member 3. Gene Ontology annotation, cellular component: cytoplasm. Bases 587 to 1297 code for a protein of 236 amino acids. Gene Ontology annotation, molecular function: ubiquitin conjugating enzyme binding; ubiquitin protein ligase activity. Lineage: Eukaryota; Metazoa; Chordata; Ceratodontiformes; Protopteridae. The transcript has 2 exons. The record is from RefSeq and is a predicted model, not a curated record. Gene Ontology annotation, biological process: multicellular organism development; proteasome-mediated ubiquitin-dependent protein catabolic process.
ACGUGUGUGAGAUCUUUGGCAUCUGCAGCUUUUUAUUGCAGGAAUAUCAUACAACUGCAAUGACAGUGAAAAAAAGGCAGAAAGAACCUUGAAAGAUGUUUUACAGUUUCAGCUGUGCUACUCUUCAGAGCUGGGCAGCCCUGCUUAAUACUUCACAUUCUGCCUUCAUGUCAGAAAGAGUUUUUCUAGUAAAUGAAGUCAAUUAAUAAAUUGAGACGUUAGGCAAUCAAUUUUGCCUGCACGUCUUUCCAGUAUUGUAUAUGGCUGGCUGUAAUCAAAAGAUAAAUGCAGUGCGCUGAGGUAUGAUAAUGCUCAAUAAUGCAUUCGCUGCCAUGCUCAAUUCAUCUGGGACUUCCUGUAGUAGAGGCAUUUGUUAUUGGUUGUCUCUGGACCUCAAGGAUAACAUUCUGAUUCUUGUGAUUGGCCACUCUGCUGCUGCAACAUUCUAACCCUUUUUAUUUUGACAGCGGCUAUGAAGGCAUGUUAAGCUGUGUAGGGCUAAGGUGCUUGGCAAGGUUGCAGCCGUCCCCACUUUUAAUACGGUGAAAGACUUUACGGUUGUUAAUUUCUAUCAGCAAAAGUUGUGAUGCUUUUCUUUACACAAUGCUUUGGUAUCACCCUGGAUCUUUGUCACCUCAGGUUUCGGCAUUGUAAAGCUAGGAGAGUUUUCUCAGCAGCAGGACAACUUGUUUGUGUAGUGCACCCCACACACAGCCAUAAGGGUGUGCCUGCAGUAUAUGGAGCCUCUCACACUUCGAUAGAAAAGCAGAAGACAGACACAUUCCACAGCCAAAACCAACAAACUUCUAUACAAUGUCUUUGGCUUUCAUGCAACUGGGAAGGUAGUCUCGAAGCUGUUGUACCACAUGUGAGCCAAUCACACAGAGUCACUAUAUUCCAAGGAGCAGAGGUUGUUUUGAUGGCUACUGACAUACACUUCACUGAAGCUGAAGAUUGGACAAUUGUGCAGUCAUGUCAUGGCCACCAUUUUUUAUUGGUAUUAAGGAAGCAAGAAAAACAUGAAGGCCACAUACAGUUUUUUGCUACUGUAAUGCUGGUUGGAACACCCUGCCAGGCUGAAAACUUUACCUACAGACUAGAACUGAGCAGAAAUAAGAGGCGACUUAAGUGGGAGGCCACACCACGGUCAGUACUGGAAGGCGUGGACAGCAUUAUUCGUGAUAACGAUGGCCUAGUCUUCAAUGAAUCAUUAGCAUAUUUGUUCUCAGACAAUGGAAUCCUUGCUUUAAGUGUCACAGUAUCCACAGGCAAACAUUCAGUGCAAAACGACAGCUAGAGAUUUCAAACCUAGUACUUCCUACUUGUUUUAUUUAUUUAUUUAUUUAUUAUUUAUUUAUUUAUUUUUGAACUGUGCAUGCAGAGACAUUUGAAAUAAUCUGUGAUCUCAGACUUGCAUACCUUACAGCUGCUACUGUCCAAAAUGGAUAAUGUGCAAAUCACCAGCAACCUAAACUUCCAAGGUUGAUCACCUUCACUUAUGUUUAUAAAGUGUUUUAAAAUAACAUUGUCCCUUUAACAUAGCAUAGAAAAUGUUUUCAUCAAUCAAAAAAUGAAAUAAUCCAAUGUCUUGGAUUUUGCAUGCUGCUGUAACUAUUUGUCUCACUUGACAGGACUCUCAUACUGUUGCAAUAAGUACCCUUGUUUUGUCUUUCCUGUAUUGUGUUAUGCCAGGAAGCACUGCAGAAUGACAAAAAAAUAUGUGCAGGCACUGUGUGUGUGUGUGUGUGUGUGUGUGUGUGUGUGUGUGUGUGUGUG